AUAUUAUUCAAGGUGUGUGCGACGGCUACGACAGAAUUCUGAAAUAAGUGCAAUGUGGUGUGGCGGCGACCGCAUACGCGAGUGCACUUUAGGGCGCGCGGUCAAUGAGAAUCGACGGCUCCUUGGCGCGAUCGAUGAUGCAAAAGCGAGAUGGAAAGGCGCGGAAACGUUCGAUGAAACGUUACGACGAGAAAGUUUCCUGACAAUUAUUCCGAAGUUGAAUAAACCUUUGCUUCACUUUGCUUCUACCGUGCAGUCAAGUCCAACUUUACCUUGGUAACAUCUACGCGCGAGAGUUUCACAACUUCAACACAAAGCGCAGCAUCCAUUUGAAAAUGUCAAAGUAAUGCCUCCCGAUACUCGAGCAUCUUUCAGUAGAUGUCCUCUCGCGAGCUAUGUCGCAUAAUUAUUUUCUCACGGGCGCAUGAUAAAUGCAGCUCGCCGAGGAAAAUUGUCGGGUGUCCAGCAAGCUGAGAGUCCGCCUCGAUGAUCUUCGAAGGCGUGACUGAGAACCGACUCCCGGAGAUACAGCGGACAACUAUGAGGGAGAGAGGUGUGUAUAGGUGUACUUCUGUGGCGCUUUCCCCUCGAGGGCGUGCGUUUGUUGACGUUUUGUCUGCGGCAAAUGCGAUGGAGAAACUCGAGGGUUGGCCGUCGCGCCGAGGGAAAAUAUGGAUGAGUGCUGCUACUGCUGUUGGGGUGUCGCCGUCACUGACGUCGCUAUGGGGGAAUCUGCCAAAGAGCUUGCGCGGCGACAAGCCUAUGGUUUAAACAUUAGCAUUAGGACCAUAGGGUGGUGCGGAAAAGCGGAGCUGUUAACUUUUUUUUUGGAAACUUUUCACUGCAGACGAUUGUAAAUGAAACAAUGCUGUUCUGCUUAAUAUUUAAAUGAAAAUUAAGACUAAUGAUGUUUUAUCGCGAUUUGAAAAAUUUUUCGUUGGCCUUUUUUAAGUGUUGAUUAUGUUAACGUUUACACAAUGCAUAUGUUGCAAUUAAAAAAAUCAUUAGUUUACUUCAUCACUUUACUUUAAAUAAUAUGUUAUUCGUUACUCACGAAUUAUACAGAUCACGCAAUUUUGCGUACUAUGGUUGCAUAAAGGACCGUGAUUUUUUUGUCUGUAGAACGUGCAUCUAACAAUUAGAAAUUUAAAAUGGUAGAUUCGCACUGCAGCCUUGUAGAUGUCAGCACAGUACAGCUCCAGCAACGAUACCGACAGUAGUUACGGACAGAUUUUGGAGUAAGAGAUGCCACAGUUGAUCGCGUGGAUCGCUUCACAUUGAUUCGACUUGUUGCCGGCAAUUGACGAUUGAUUCUCAAUAACUGGCAUUAUUAGAGUAGUUAAGUAAUUUGUUUGAAAAAACUGGAAUUGUUUAUACUUCUACUAUGUAAUUGUGUUUCAUAAAGUUAUUUAUUAGAUGUAGAGCAAUAUUUAAAAAGUUGUAAAGUAGAAGUCAAAGUAACUCAUAAUGUUUCCUAUUAGUUACUGUUGUCUAUCCGCUAUGUUAGCUAAUGCGUUCUACGGUUUUGGAGUUUUCUCAGCACUCAUGCUUGGCUUGAUUGCUUUAUGCUAUUCGCAUAAUUUUGUCAAAAAACAAUUGACAAAUAUUAGUAACAAAGAAGUUUUAAACAAAGGAAGGCUAUUCAAGAGGAAUGUUGUUAUAACAGGAGGUUCGAGUGGCAUCGGUAAGAGUUUCGCAAUUUUAGCAGCAAAGGAAGGAGCGAAUGUAACAAUAAUCGCUCGAAAUUGGGAAAAACUCGAGCGAGCGAAAGAGGAAAUAGUGAGCGCAUGUCGUAACAAAGACAGUCAAAAAGUGCAGUGUGUGUCUCUGGAUGUAGGCCAGAACUACAAUCAGAUCGAGGGUGUAUUUACAGAAAUGGAGGAACGUCACGGACCCAUUUACAUGCUCGUCAAUUGUGCCGGCACGGCUAUUUGUGGUAGAAUCGAGGAUACCAAUCCGGAAUCACUCAAGCUCAUGAUCGAUUUGAACCUAAUUGGUAGCUACUAUUGUUCAAAGGCUGUCGUGCCAAAAAUGAAGACUAGGAAGGAGGGAAAAAUCGUGUUGGUUUCGUCGCAAGCUGCACUAUUGGGUAUUUUUGGACUAUCUGGUUACUGUUGUACAAAGUUUGGAUUACGAGGCCUUGCAGAAAGUCUAUCAAUGGAAUUAACUCCUUACGGUAUUUCAGUUACCCUAUCGUUACCUCCAGACACUGACACUCCAGGAUUACAAGUUGAAGAACUCACUAAGCCUCUAGAAUGUAAACUAAUUUCUGCAAAUGCCGGACUAGAACAACCAGAAGUGGUUGCACAAAAAAUGUUAAAUGACACUAUGGAUAAUAAAUUCUUCUCGUUUGUUGGAAUGGAAAGCUUUAUUUUAACAACUUUGUGCACUGGAAUGUCGCCUUACGCUUCUCUCGGCGAAUUACUUCUCCAAGCUUUGUUGAUGGGUCCACUUCGCAUAAUCAGUGCCUUCUAUCUAUAUUCAUUUAAGAACAUUGUGAAAAAUUGCAUGAAAGAGAGAGAAAGUCAGAAAAAGUCAGAAUAAUAUUGUUAUUUAGUACUUAAAAAAUACAUUUGUAAUUAUUUUAUACAACCUUUUUAUUAUCCGAUUUUGCUACGUGAUUUCAUACAUAGUAGGCUGUAUCAGAUAUGAUAUCUAUUUCGUUAUAAAUAAUCUACCAUUUUUAUUAUAUAAGAUAUGUAUAACUAUUUUACGUUUACGUCCAGUAUUGCUGAUUGUGUAGUAUUGAUAUUCGGAGAUAAUAGUUAAAAUAGUUAAUCAUCUGAUGACAAGUUACUGUAGGAAAGUAG
Molecule: messenger RNA, 2810 nt
Organism: Phymastichus coffea
Lineage: Eukaryota; Metazoa; Arthropoda; Insecta; Hymenoptera; Eulophidae
Gene: Kdsr
Product: 3-ketodihydrosphingosine reductase
Exons: 4
Coding region: 1468-2544 (358 amino acids)
Biological process (GO): sphingolipid biosynthetic process
Cellular component (GO): endoplasmic reticulum membrane
Molecular function (GO): 3-dehydrosphinganine reductase activity
Source: RefSeq, a predicted model, not a curated record